AUGAAUCUUCCAAUUGAUAUGACGACGAUGAGCUCACAAGAGCGUCUUGAGAAAAUGUCUCAAAUUCCAAAAAUUGACCUUCUCGAAGAAGACGAAGAAGACGAUGAGCAAAAACCAAACUUGGAGAACAAGAUGAAGUUCAAUAUAAAUGAAUUAUUGGAAGAUGAUCGGAAACCAAAUAAUCAAAGUUCUCCAUCUGCAUCGUCUGAAGAUAGUGUUAAUGAUAAUGAACCGCAAGCUUUCAACUUCAACUUUGAUCCUAAAAUCAAUCCGAUAGCUGCCUUGUUUCAACUUCAACAGUCUUUCAUAAACAUUGGCAGUUCUCAGAAUCAGAUGAUGUCUCCGCUGUCAAUGUUUCCAUUUAUGGGUCUUCCAACCGCCGCUCAAAUGAUGCAAUUCAAAAACUUGAGUAAUGGAGACUUGAAUGGUCAAUCAGACAAUGGAGAAGAAAAAGAUGGGAAGAGUGAGGGAAAAGACGGCGAGACAAGAGACUCCACUGGAGGAAGUCCGUUGGAAUCAGACGCGGAAGAUGACGACGAAAUGGGCCGUGGCAGUGACGACGAGACAAACUCCAGUGAUCCAAAUCAGUCGAGAAAGAAGAAGACAAGAACAGUUUUCAGCAGAACUCAAGUUUCUCAACUGGAAAUGAUGUUCGAUCUCAAAAGAUAUCUUAGCAGCCAGGAGCGUUCAAACUUGGCUCAAAAAUUGCACUUGACUGAAACUCAAGUUAAAAUUUGGUUCCAAAACCGGCGUAACAAGUUCAAGAGACAAGCUCAAACCGAGGACCCGAAUGCUUCUCUUCAAAUCCACAGAGCCAACAUUUUCUCAAUCCCACCAAACCAAGCAAUUCCAUCUCCAAUCCUCUCCAUCCCAACCACAAGUGCAGGAGUCAACAUGAGGAACAUGAUCCCAUCUCCAAUGGAUGCUUCUACUGCCGCUGCAAGAUUCUUGUUCGGAUUCGGAACUCUUCAAGCACAACAGAACAUGGCUGCCCAGGAUCAAAACAUGUGA
Messenger RNA from Caenorhabditis remanei, 1011 nucleotides. RefSeq lists its product as uncharacterized. Gene Ontology annotation, cellular component: nucleus. The record is from RefSeq and is a predicted model, not a curated record. NCBI's taxonomy places the organism in Eukaryota, Metazoa, Nematoda, Chromadorea, Rhabditida, Rhabditidae. Gene Ontology annotation, biological process: regulation of transcription by RNA polymerase II. The transcript has 5 exons. The coding region runs from base 1 to 1011 and encodes 336 amino acids. Gene Ontology annotation, molecular function: RNA polymerase II transcription regulatory region sequence-specific DNA binding; DNA-binding transcription factor activity, RNA polymerase II-specific.